This is a messenger RNA of Miscanthus lutarioriparius, 1251 nucleotides long. The record is from the annotation of a GenBank genome assembly. Lineage: Eukaryota; Viridiplantae; Streptophyta; Magnoliopsida; Poales; Poaceae.
AUGGAUGCGAAUACGGAGGUUACUGAUGCUAUUGGUGCAGUGGUCAUUGACAAUGGGGCCAAGGGGAAGUUGACGCCCAGUGAUAGUGUAGAGGGCCACUCAGAAGAACACGACGUACUGGCUGAUGGAGUGCAUUCGGGCAAGAGCGAGGUGAUCAACCCAUCUGAAGAAGUGGAAAUGGAAGCCACCUCGCAAUCCCAGGACAUAAAGCCCCGAGUUCCUGAGGUAAGGUUUUCACGUUUACACAUUGCCAGUUCUGGUGACUUCAAUCAGUGGUUGUUACUAAAUCUCAGCGACAGAGCCCUCGAGGCGGGGAUAAGAGUCAAGCUAGGAAAAGCUCUCCCAGUCCUUAUCCUAAGGCUUGCACGGGUUUCUGAUCCAGAUCUAGUUGAUAGCUCUUCAAGCAAUGGUGAUGCUGGUGCCAGUAAGAAAAAGGCCGAAAAGAGCAGUUUCUGUCCAGUUGCCAAGGAGAGCCCAUCACUUGAGGACUCAAAGAAAAGGAACUUGCAGGCAAAAUCAAAGGAAACUGAAGAAGCUGAACUCAAAAUGCUGAGAAAGAGUUUAAAUUUCAAGGCAACACCAAUGCCCAGCUUUUAUAAGGAACCACCUCCCCCCAAGGUUGAGUUGAAGAAGGGCCAGCAAGAAGCUACUGCCAGAUCAAGAGCAAGCCAUACCCAAAGUCCAGGUACUGCCGUGGUGUCCCUGACCCCAAGAUCAGGAUCUAUGAUUGGGAUGAAGAAUCGAGUGGAUGAGUUCCCCUUCUGUGUCCACCUGGUGAGUUGGGAGGAGAAUGUUUCUAGUGAGACUCUUGAGGCUGCCCACAUUGCUUGCAACAAGUACAUGACCAAGAGUGCUGGAAAGGAUGCCUUCCUCCUGAUGGUCAGGGUCCAUCGGUUCCAUGCCCUUCGUAUCAACAAGAUGCUUUCAUGUGCCAGAGCUGAUCGGCUCCAGACUGGAAUGAGGGGUGCUCUUGGCAAGCCCCAGGGUACCUGUGCUCGUGUGGACAUUGGUCAGGUCCUACUUUCUGUGCGCUGCAAGGAAAGCAAUGCUAAUAACGCUGAAGAAGCCCUUCGCCGUGCCAAGUUCAAGUUCCCUGGCUGCCAAAAGAUCAUUCAGAGCAGAAAGUGUGGCUUCACCAAGUUCACCCGCGCUGAGCAUCUCAAGUACAAGAGCGAGGGUAGAAUCGCACUCACACCUGAUGGUGAAAAGCUGCUUGGGGGUUCUUCUUUUGGCCUUUGUGCAGCUGCGUAG